CACAGCCAACAGCUGACGCACCGCCACAGGUUGAUCUUACGACUCACCUUGCAAUAUCAGUCGUCGGCCUUCAAGUUCGCCUUACCAAGAUGCCCAAGUAUUGUACCGCACCUAAUUGUAAAAAUGACUCGGGAAAUACGAAUUCGGAUAGGAAGAGUUUUUACAAGUUUCCACUACAUGACCCAGAGCGGUUGGAGCAGUGGUUGAAAAAUAUGGGCCGUGAAGACUGGAUCCCGUCCCGUCACCAGUACAUUUGCCACGAUCAUUUCACGUCUUCUUGCUUCAAGUUGCGUUGGGGAAUUCGCUAUCUUGAAAAUGACGCGGUGCCCACAGUCUUCCAGAAACCUGAGAAAAGGAAAGGCAUGGAUCAUUUUGAGAAAUACAAAAGGCGUCGCUAUAGCAGCACACUAAACAUGACCUCCUCUGAUGACGGGGCUACAUUAAGGGAGACCCUGGACCUGGACAGUGAUGCUACAGUGCAACUCUACGAGAUAACUGUUGACCCCUCACAGUUUGGAGAGCCAGUGUUGGUAGAAUCAAGGCCCUCUGUAGAUGUCCUUCUCCCUCUGUCAGGAGGGACGGAAGCUGAUUACCCUCUAGCCUUGUUCCAGACUGUGGAGGAUCUUGGUGGGGAGCAUGCUGAAGUUGUGAUAGUAUCAGAAGGGCCAUAUGCUGAUGGGGAAGAGGAGGGGGUGAGUGGGAUCCAUACAGCCAUUCACACUGCAGAUAAAGACUUGUUCGUGUCUGAGUACACAGGCUCCUCAGCGGAGGCUCAGGCUUCUUUGGUCGUUGAAAACGUUGUCCCGGAGACGAAAGGGCCACCUGUGCCCCUCGACGACCACGUUGCUCAGGUGAUUGCGUACUUCGAAACCAUACCCAACGUUCUGUGCGCCGGAUCGUCCACAGAGUUUCGCAUCUCCCCGGACACGGUGCUGUCGUCCGCUCUCAGCUCCAGACCCAUAGUGUCCACGCUCCCCAUAGUGUCCAAACACACACCACCUUCCCCCACCUCCCUGAUCCUCACCCUGGAAAGAAUUGAGACUGUCGGGGAAGAAGGAGAGAGGGACGCUCUGGAUGAUGAUGACACUGAGCAGCAGGGAAGCCAGCUGGAGGAACACCGCUAUCACAAGAAUAGCCUGAGCAAAGAACAACUUGAAGCAAUAGUUAUCGAACUCCAGAAAAAAGUGAAAAUUCUACAACAGAGACAUCGCCGACAUUUGGACAAACUUCUGGGGUUGGAGGCGACAGUCAGUCAACUGAGACAAAAUAACAUCCUGAACGAGGAACGACUACAGCUUCUUGAGAUGGCCUACUUACAGACCAGUGCAGCAGUAACAGAUGUUGGUGAAACUGUGGCUAUCAUCUAUGAAGACAACACUGCUUACUUGUACACCCAGUCAAAUGAUGACGAGGAGGAAGUGAGAGGAUGGGAUGGGAUUGCCGAUUCUAACUCCCAACUCUGAGAGAUCCCUGUGACUCAUUGCCGAGGUGUACAGUGCUGCAAUCUUGGAUUUGAGAGAAAACUAUCUUUACUUUUUUUAUAUCAGAAAAUAUAUUUGUCAGACAAGUUCUAUUUUCUAUUCCCAUGGGGAUUUUCAAUGUACUGACAUAAUUCUGAAUUUGAGAAUCAUUUUGAGGAUCUGUUAUACAGUAUAACAACGGUUUGUUUCCCAGAUGUUUUUUUUCCAAUAUUGUUUUUCUGUGCUAAAAUGAAGAAAGUAAAAUUAAUUUC
Molecule: messenger RNA, 1732 nt
Organism: Osmerus eperlanus (European smelt)
Lineage: Eukaryota; Metazoa; Chordata; Actinopteri; Osmeriformes; Osmeridae
Product: THAP domain-containing protein 5-like
Exons: 5
Coding region: 90-1463 (457 amino acids)
Source: RefSeq, a predicted model, not a curated record